AUGCGUCGGUCGCUUCCCCUCCCGGUGGAGCUCCUUGGGGUCAUCUUUUGCCUCGCUACUGCAGGAUGCAAAAUCCAGGAUUUAACCAACCUAACCCGUGUCUGCACCGACUUCCGCACCAUCUUGUUCGCCACGCCUCUUUUCUGGACCGACUUGCUCGUAGUGUUCACCCACAACACUGAUCUAAGGAAACUAAUCGCUCAGCUGGGCAAGCUUUUCAAGCGCUCGCAAAAACAAUGGGUUAGGUUGAGCUUGAACUACGAAAGCGAUAUGCCUCAUCAUGAAAUCAACAUCCUCAACGACUUUCUUCUGGACACUGGGUUUACAUUCCGCCUGAAAGGUCUCUCUGUUCGCUUUUCAAAGUCCGUAGACCUUGGACAUCUUGGAACGAUUAUACGCAGUGGCCGCGUAGCCGAUGCGCGGAGAAUCUUCAAUGACUGGGACUUUUUCACACAGUUUCUCGAAAUUGCAGGAGCGAAGGAUGUCAAGCCGUUCGAAGACCUUGAAUAUCUUUCCCUGAAUGUUCUGGACAUGGCCGUUCGAUUACAAUCGCAAACAUUCCGAAGGGGAUUCCCCAAUCUCAAGGUUCUGGCGCUGAACUGUUCUCCUCGUUACGGGCAAGACCGUCUGAAGACCAUCGACUGGGCUGGGAUCGACUUGAAGGGUCUCAAGGCUCUCACUAUCGUGCCGUUUCACGAUCGUGAUGGAUUGGAACUGUCGGCCUACCAUUUGCACACUAUCCUUUCGGGAGCCCCGGAUUUGGAGUCGCUCAACUUGUCUAUUCCACCACAGCCAUCGAUGACGGGAGCACCCCCUGGUCCACUCAUUGACAAGGUCAUCAUCGUCCAUGAGUCCCUCACUGAACUAGUCUUAAGCGGUGGGAUUGAGGAUAUGGCGCGCCUGUUGUCCAAUUUGGCCCUUCCCAAGUUGCGCUCCCUUCGACUUGAAGGGGCGAACAGCGAUCAUGGGUCCCGUCGCCUUGCGCGGCGCGUUCUUGGGACUGGUAUCUUGUCUAAAGUCGAGAAACUAGUCCGCGAUAGUGGGUGUGCGUUAAAGGAACUGAUGAUUGACUUUCAGAUCACCUGGGCGGAGGAGCAGUUGGCAGAGUUGCGCGCCCUGCUCCCGGCAAUGGCUCGACUUACUCUUACCUAG
Messenger RNA from Coprinopsis cinerea okayama7#130, 1152 nucleotides. RefSeq lists its product as hypothetical. The transcript has a single exon. Lineage: Eukaryota; Fungi; Basidiomycota; Agaricomycetes; Agaricales; Psathyrellaceae. The coding region runs from base 1 to 1152 and encodes 383 amino acids. The record is from RefSeq and is a predicted model, not a curated record.